AUGCUGUCGUUGAGCGUCUCUGUGACGACCCACUCUGCGUUCCCGUCGCCGGCGUUCCGCGAGGAAGAAGGUCGCGAUGCCGCCAGCUGCUCCCGCUGCGGUGGUCCGCUCUCGAUGAUUAGGGAAGUCGAGCUUCGGUCCAGGAAAGAGGAGGUAGAUGUUGAUGACGAGGAGUGGACUAGCGCUGCUCUCUAUUACGUGGGAAAUAAAAAGAAAUGA
This is a messenger RNA of Linum trigynum, 219 nucleotides long. NCBI's taxonomy places the organism in Eukaryota, Viridiplantae, Streptophyta, Magnoliopsida, Malpighiales, Linaceae. The record is from the annotation of a GenBank genome assembly.